Molecule: messenger RNA, 633 nt
Organism: Zingiber officinale
Lineage: Eukaryota; Viridiplantae; Streptophyta; Magnoliopsida; Zingiberales; Zingiberaceae
Product: 21 kDa protein-like
Exons: 1
Coding region: 1-633 (210 amino acids)
Biological process (GO): negative regulation of catalytic activity
Molecular function (GO): enzyme inhibitor activity
Source: RefSeq, a predicted model, not a curated record
AUGGCGUCUCAUCCCAGCCUUCUUUUUCACGCCUUUCUUUUCCUUCUUCUCGCCGGCGACGGCGAGGCCGCCACAUUAAGCUCCCCGACGGCGGCCGCCGGCGUACUGAACACCACGGAAUUCAUCCGCCAGUCCUGCGACGGCACCCUGUACCCUAGCCUCUGCUUCACUUCCCUCGUCGGUUACGCCUCCGUGGUCCAGCAGAGCGACGCCCGGCUCUCCCAGGUGGCCUCCGACUUCACGUCGGCCAGGGUACGCUCCGCCUCCCGGAGCCUGUCGGGCGCUCUGGCGAGCACGGGCCCCGUUGCGGGGCCCCGCCUGCGCGCGGCCCUGCGAGACUGCUCCGACCUGAUGAGCGACGCGGCGGAGUGGGCGGGGCAGGCGGCGGAGGCGCUGCGCGGGGUGGAGAACUUGGUGGGGCCGGAGGUGACGUGGCGGGUGUCCAACGCGCUGACGUGGAUGAGCUCCGCGCUGACGGACGAGGACACGUGCACGGACGAGCUGGAGAAGCUGGCGGCCCCGACGGGAUCAGCCGACUGCUGGUCGAAGGCCAGCGAGGUGUACCGCCGGGUGAGGAAGGCGGAGAAGCACACCAGCAUCGCCCUGGCACUCAUCCACAAGCUCGGCUUCUAG